ACCACCGUCAAUGAAGUACAAUCUCCCAAUCUCACUCACUAAAGUUUUGUAGACCACGAUUGUACACCCAAAUGUAGCCGCCAGGGUGCAAUAUUGUCUUUCUGAAGAAGAAAACUGCGUAUGUGGAAAUCACUUCCCCUGACGCCCUGGUCAACCAAUGGAUGUGUCUGAAGAGUUAACCAAUAUCUGCAGUAGCAUCACAGCUGUGGGACCUGAGUGUGGACAGGAGCUGUCAUUACCUGAUCUCUCUCUGUCUCAAAGUGAUGGAAAUAUUUUACUGCAGUUGCUUGAGUUUAAAGCGCACCUGCUUGAGGUAGUAGAGGAGCUGUACAUUCGAAGGGAUGCUGAAGAACGCUUCGAGGAACAGAUCAGUAAACUUGUGCUGGAGAAGCAAGAGCUGGAAUGGGGGAAGGAAUCUUUGCAAAAUCAAUUAGAAGCAGAGAAAAAUCAGUAUGCAGGGUCGCUCUCCAAGGCCAACAAGCAGUUUCAGGCCAAAAUAAUAGAUAUUGAAGAGGAAAAGAGGAGAUACCAGCUAAGUGUGGAGCAGAAAGAAAAAGACAUUCACAACUUGAAGGAGGAGCUGAAGUCUCUACAUUUAACAAAGUAUAACUUGGAAAAGAAAUCAAUUGAGCUGGAACAAAAACUAGCCUUGCAGAGUCGAUCAAAAGAUAGUCGCCUAAACCAACUUUUAGAAGUGGAGAAAAGAUUCAGUGCUUUGUCCAGGCACUGUUCUACAGUCAAACAGGCUCAUGAGAAACUUGAACAAAAUGUUGAUGAAGCAAUGAAGCUUAAUAAAAAGCUCACUUCUAGCAAUGAAAAACAAGAGGUCACGAUUGUAUCUCUUAACAAGGAAGUAGAAGAGCUUAGAAAUAAGUUGAUCAAGACCAAGAUGGCCUCUAUCAACCCUGACAAAAGAACAAACAACUUUUCAAUAAAAGAACAAACACUGAAUCAGCUACAUCAUAAGUUGAACAUGGAAUGUGAAAUGAACAGGAAAUUUAAGGAUGAAAACAAAGUACUUCAAGCAGAAAAACAAGAGGUGCUGACGUCUUUGCAGUUUGCUCAUCAGCUAUUGUCCAAAGAGACACAGAAACUGAGUCAACUCAAACUGGACAUAGAGACUCAAAGAAAGCAGUACCAGAGCCUUGAGCAAGAUCACAAGGCAAUGCAAGAGAAAGAGAAAACAGUGGAAGAAAAGAUAAAACAACUAAUGGAGGAGUACAUUGUUUCUAAAAGCAGCUGGGACAAAGAGAAAGCAGAUUUUUUAGAUCGGAUAAAAAAUAAGCAACAAGAACUUAUGACAGUCAAAGAGGCCUAUGAGGAGCUUCACCAAAAUUACAUGGAGCUCUCAUCAAAGGCUAAAGAACAGGCACAACAAAUUCAUGAACUGAAGUUACAAACUGCGAAAGUGAAGGAACUGGACCUCACUGUUAUCCCGUCCAAGUCCACUGAAGAGGGAGGCAGCAGUGAGAGUUUAUUGAAGAUUGAACUGUACAACAGCGUUUUGACUUUAACCAAAGACUCAGAUGAACCAAACGACAAAGAGGUCUCCAUCAUAUAUACAGGAGGACAAGCUUUGGUCAAUGAGGAAUAUAUGAGUGAAACAAUCUUCGAAUCAAAGAUAUAUUCUACCAACAACAACAACAAUCCAUCUUCAGCUGUGUUUAGAGAAAACACAACUGAACAUACCAACUAUAACAAGAAUGAGGUCCCAGCUGAGAUGAUAGUAAGUGUAUUUGAAAGCCGUACAGGUCAAAUGAACUCAACAUCAAUCAGUGAUUUCAGCUCCACAAACGUCAGUGUAAAACUCACCACAGAAAGUUUGUUCCAAGAAGACAGUGCUAUAAACAAAGCUAACAUUGUGGCUAUGGAAGAGAAAGAUGGACAUGUGCAAGAGAAUUAUGAAAGAAACAAAAAAAAGGAAGCAGAAGAGACAGAAAAUUCACUUAAAGAACAAGCUCAGAAAAUGGAUUACCUGAACGACAAGUCAGUUACUUUUGAGGCUGACAUGGUCUCAACUUUAAACCUUAUUGCAGAAAGCGCUGAUAGAGAGCAUACAAAAGAUGAUACACGUAUUGUAAUAGAAGCAGACCAACAGCCACAGAAAACUCAAGAGGAAAAUGUGCUAGAUGUCAGUGAAGAUACAAAGAAUAAUAGAGCAAGUGUCUCCAACGAACCAACAAAUGCUUUACAAUGCACAAUGGAUGAAAAAGCUGGCCAUGCUCUGCCCAUUCAGGAGAUAACAAGACAGGAAGUGCCGCUUGGGGACUUACUGGUGACUCAAAACUGUGAGCCCUCAAAUGCCAGACAAAAUGCUAUCCCUCUUGUAGAGUCAUCUCCGUGGUCAGUUUGUCAUGAUUUAGAAGAAAACGCAGAAAUGGUGUCAGAGGAAUCCGCAAGCGCUGAACUUCCCCAAACUCUUAAUAAGUCAAGUUUAUGUCAGUCCCAAAGUGAUGCUGCUCAGCUGGACAGUGUCAGUGAUCAGGAGACUAUUAAAACACAGACACAAACGGUUAGCCCUUCUGACACACCAGGUCACACAAAGGACACAGUUGAUAAAAGUGCUAAAGAAUUUUCUCCAGUAACUGAAAUGGUCGAGGGUGGAAUAUGUCUUGUAAAUCAGAAGGGAAAGAAUAACUUGACUGAUUCAGUGAAUAAUAAUCUGACUAAUGACUGUGAGAAAAGGAGUGAGAAGGAGCAACUGGAUUUCAUGGACAAAUGUAAUUUCAAGUGUAAACAGUCUGAUGUUGAUCAAACGAAUACUGACAGUGUUAAAUAUUGGGAUGGAUUUCGAAGUUCUCUGAAGCUUUUAAAAAACUCCACCAAAGCUCCAGUGCUCUGGCCAAGAGAAAAUGAUUUUAAAUGUGACUCUCUCAAAACACAAUUCAGUGGUGUGUCUGAAUGCCAGAAGACUCCCAUGGCAAAAGAAGCAAAAAUGAUAGAUGAAUUUGCUGCACCCUUCAAGACCACAUACAAACCGUUGUUCAAAUGGGGCUCUGCGCAGAGAAAAGCACAGACAUACAUUGCCAAGUCUGACACAUCAGCUCACAGAGUUCUUUGUAAUACAUCCCAAAUGUCAUAUACUAGUGGCUACAUUGGUAAUUCUCCGAACACACUUUCCAUGUUCCAUAAAGGCGAACACGGCAAAGCCCCCCUGACGAUUACGAGGGCGACAGACCUGUUGAGUGCCUCCAGUGCCUGUGGGACUUCUGCUUCCUCCAGGAGACCCCAGCAGACCGAGUGGACGGCUUUUGGAGAAGCCCACAGGGACAUAGCAGCAGCGCAAAUGUUUUAA
Molecule: messenger RNA, 3295 nt
Organism: Boleophthalmus pectinirostris (great blue-spotted mudskipper)
Lineage: Eukaryota; Metazoa; Chordata; Actinopteri; Gobiiformes; Gobiidae
Product: coiled-coil domain-containing protein 73-like
Exons: 20
Coding region: 158-3295 (1045 amino acids)
Source: RefSeq, a predicted model, not a curated record